Messenger RNA from Ricinus communis (castor bean), 1977 nucleotides. RefSeq names its product transcription factor GTE9. The record is from RefSeq and is a predicted model, not a curated record. The coding region runs from base 1 to 1611 and encodes 536 amino acids. Gene Ontology annotation, molecular function: protein binding. The transcript has a single exon. Lineage: Eukaryota; Viridiplantae; Streptophyta; Magnoliopsida; Malpighiales; Euphorbiaceae.
AUGAUUAUUGCCGUGCCUGUAGUAGCAGAGAAAUUGAAGAUUAAGUUCUCUUCCCGUAAGAUAGAUGGCGUUUCUGGGAGAAAAGCUUGUGGCUUUGCGCAUAAUGUGGAGAAGAAUUAUCGUUCUCGGGCUUGUGACACAGAGAAUAUGAAGCAGAACCCUAGAGAGCGCAGUGCUAUUAAGCGUCGCCCAACGGAGAUGGUGGAGGGUCAAUCAAAGAAGAAGCGGAAGAUGGACCGGAGUGUGAUACAUCAGUGUGCUUCCCUUGUGAAAUCACUUAUGGAUCAUCCAUGUGGUUGGGUUUUCAAGGAGCCGGUGGAUCCAGAUAAACUUCACAUUCCUGAUUAUUUUUCUAUUAUAACUAAUCCCAUGGAUUUAGGGACAGUAAAAUCGAAAUUGGAGAACAAUCAGUAUUUCGAAUCUGAAGAGUUUGCUGCUGAUGUCAGAUUGACGUUCUCAAAUGCCUUGUUAUAUAAUACUCCCCCAAAUUAUGUUCAUAAUAUGGCAGAGAAACUGAAGAAGAUUUUUGAGACAAGGUGGAAAGCCCUAGAGGAAAAAUGGAAUUAUCAAAUACCAAAAGGUGGUGAUGGGAAGCCAUUUCAUGCAAGGCCCAAGGAAGUUGGUGACACGAGACAAAAUUAUCCUGAAACACAUCCUUUGCGCAAUGCCGUGUUGACUAAGAGGUCGAAGCCAUCUGAAGUUAAGCUGUUAAGGUGUUCUUCGGAUGUAAGGGCUGCAAAAGUUAAGCUUUCCAAUAGCAAGGAGUUACGCCAAAAUUCUUACAAAGGCACAGAUAAUGGUGGUAAAAAUGCUUGUGGAUAUGUCAAUGUCAAACCAUCUUCGUUUUCUGUUGUUAGUAAAUGUGGCACAUGCGGGAGAAAAGCCUGUCAGUGCAUACUUCCCAGCGAUUCAGCCCAAGCUUCUUCAGGUAUCUCUUCUGAGAGGUCAUCGGGUAGAGAUCAUCAUGCAUACAGCACUGGUACUUCAAAAAUGGAUGUUCAGGGAAAAUGCAUGUCAAUGCCGCAGAUGAGCAAGUCGGAUCCCGAUUCUGAUGGAGAUAUAAGUGCUCUGGAUGAGGAAAAUAUAUGUCGUAAUUCUCAGCUUAUGACACCUGCAAAAUAUAUAUCUAUUUUUGAUGUGCAACUGUCUCCUACAAAAGCGCUCCGUGCUGCUAUGAUAAAGCGUCGCUUCGCAGACACUAUAUUUAAAGCACAACUUAAGAAACUUCUACCUCACGGGGACAAGGCUGAUCCAGUGAAGCUGCAACAGGAGAAGGAAAGAUUUGAAAUGAGGCAGCUUGAAGAAAAGGCUCGUAUUGAAGCCCAAAUCAGAGCUGCUGAACAACGGGAGAAAGAAAGAGAAGCUGCUCGAAUUGCCUUGCAGAAAAUGGAAAAUACUGCUGAGAUCGAGCAGAACAUAGAGAUUAUUAAAGAACUUGAGAAGCUUAGUGGCUGUUCCCUGUCCUAUAGUUACAGUUUUGGCAGGAGAGGACCAGAAGGAGCUCAUUCCUGUAGCUUACUGGAGCGAUUGGGUCUGAUCAUGAAGGAUGAUAUUGUGGAUGACGAUGAGAUAUUAAAUGGGGAUGUAGAGGAAGGAGAAAUACUUCCAUGAAUGUUUGCCCUCUGGAUAGUUGACCAAGAAAAAUCGUAUCUUUGUGUUUCUUUUUAUCUGUCUGAUAAUCGAUCUUUUGCAUCGGCAGUGAGACAAGGAAGACAUUGUUUGUAAAUGUAUGUAAUUAAUUAUUUAUAGGAUAAUAUGAAUUAGUUGGAUUCUUCACUUUCUUUUUCCUCUAUGUUUAGUUGCAGCUUGGGCCAUAGCAAAGGGUACAACAUUGUAUACGCCACAAAAAAAAGACAUCAAUUCACAGAUUCAUUCGUCAACAUUGUAACUGUAAUCUAUUAUGUUUUGUUUGGAUGCUAAGAUUUGGAUUAUGAAUUUAAAUUUGUAACAGUUUUUUUUUUUAUUUGAAAAUAUAUA